Molecule: messenger RNA, 486 nt
Organism: Sinocyclocheilus rhinocerous
Lineage: Eukaryota; Metazoa; Chordata; Actinopteri; Cypriniformes; Cyprinidae
Product: pre-B-cell leukemia transcription factor 3-like
Exons: 5
Coding region: 1-486 (161 amino acids)
Source: RefSeq, a predicted model, not a curated record
AUGCAGGAAGUAUCCAACUGGUUCGGCAACAAGAGGAUCCGCUACAAAAAAAACAUUGGCAAGUUCCAAGAGGAGGCCAACCUGUAUGCCGCUAAGACAGCCGUGACUGCCGCGCACGCAGUAGCUGCCGCCGUCCAGAAUAGUCAGACCAACUCACCCACCACACCCAACUCCGGAUUCCAGAUGAAAGAUGAAGAAUUUCAGCUGGACUCUGCAGAGAACAAAAACACUCUAUUAACCAACAUGUUCACUGGUUCGUCAGGUUCUUUUAACCUCCUAAACUCGGGGGACAUGUUCAUGAGCAUGCAGAAUCUGAAUGGGGAUUCUUACCAAGGGGCACAAGUCGGAGCCAAUGUGCAGUCACAGGUGGAUACCCUGCGCCAUGUUAUCAGUCAGACGGCAGGAUACAAUGAUGCCCUGGGAGGGAAUCCCAUGUAUAGUCCACAUGGCUUGAAUGUAAGUACAGUCUCAGUCAGCCAUGACUGA